Acaulospora morrowiae is the source of this 330-nucleotide messenger RNA. The record is from the annotation of a GenBank genome assembly. NCBI's taxonomy places the organism in Eukaryota, Fungi, Glomeromycota, Glomeromycetes, Diversisporales, Acaulosporaceae.
AUGACCGAUCAAGGAUUAAAUACAUAUUUAUCUCUCCCAAACUACAUCCUACCGAACAAACGUCGCGGGUGUUCGAGCGGAGCGAUAAGGAAUAAGACAAAAAAGAACAUAAGAGUUGAACCCGCACCGUAUCCGAAGAUUCCGCCGAUAGGCGCCGAGUCCACGCGAAGAAUUCCGGCCACGGAUGAUGGUCUCACUUUGCCAGAAGUGACCCGAGAAAAGUCAUGUCCAAGGUGCAGGGAAUCUCAAAACUGUGUGAAAGUGCUUGGUAAGGGUGUGGUGAAACUUGAAGAACUUGUCAGUAAUUUGGCCAAGAUGAUACAUCGUUGA